AUGACUAAUUUGGUCGAGGUCCCCGUUGGCACCAUUGCGGCUUACGCUGCUGAUCCAAGCAAUCUCCCAAGUAAUUGGGUUGUUUGUGACGGCGCAAGUUUCUCCACUGCCACAUACCCAGACUUGUACAAAGCAAUCGGCUUUGUUUCGAAUCCAGACGCCAACAAUUCUGCUGGCAGUGGCAGUGAUGUCAUGAAUAUUCCCGACCUACGAGGUCGCUUUAUUCGGGGAGAUGACAAGAAAGAUUCUACAUUGACUGCGGGUAACACGCACGAUUGGCGAACAGGGCAGCCAAACACUGAUAUAAGAGUCACACUUGAUUGCAUAACAACUGAAAUCCAUUACACUUUAAAGAUCUUAGGCAACAGAUACAUCUCUUGGAAUGACGGCGCAACUUCAUUUGAAGCCAACGGCGGCGAUCAAGAGUCUCGACCAGUCAACACCUAUCUCUUCUACAUUAUCAAGAUUGCCAAACCAAGCAUCGACAAAGCUCCAACAACACCAUACAGCGAUCUACCUCUAGCAUCCGUCAUUCCUUUCGGAGGCGGUGACCAUGGCUAUCCACCAAACUUUCCAUCCUACAUCAGGUGUGAUGGAUCUAGCGCCAGUAUCACGUCUUUGCCAGACUUGUACAAGGUCUUGGGCACAAAAUGGUCUUCUGAUCCAGCUCCUAAUCCGAGCAAUCUCGUCUCUCCAGAUCUAUCAGGCAAAUUCAUUCGUGGAGUCGACCCGAUUGGCAAGUAUGACAUUGAUAAUGGUACUCGCAAUCCAGCGCCUGAUGGCUCAGGACAAGGUCUGGGUACCUGGCAAGGCUAUUCAACGGCUAUCCACAAGCCCUAUGUUAGAAUUGAGCACUUUUCGGACCUUUCUGAGCAGUCCAUUCAUGUUGUGGGAGAUGAUGUCAUUCAUGAUGCCAAUUCCUCCAGCAAUCAGAGCUGGUCUGGCGGAGACAGCGAAACACGACCAAAGAAUGCAGCUGUGCAUUUCUACCUGAGUUCUGUUCCUCCGGCGACAUUUCGACAAGACUUCCCAGUCGGAGGAAUCAUUGCUAUUCCAGGCAACCCAGGAAAUAAUCUCGAUCAGGCAACCUGGGCACCAUGCGAUGGCAGCAAGUACAAUCGCAGGGUUUAUUCGGCCUUGUUCGCGGCGAUUGGAACAACUUGGGGUUCACCGGGUGACGGUGACCAGUGGUUCAAUGUUCCCGAUCUCAAUGGACAAUACUUACGUGGAGCCGAUCUUCACGGCAACCCAGGCGGAGACCCUGAUCGAGGCAGUCGCUUUGCCAGUUUACCUGGAGGGAGUAGUUCCGGGGCUGGAUCAUAUCAGAAUUAUGCUACCGGCAUGCCACGCAAACCUCUAAACAUCGGCAUCUCUUACCCAAACGACGUUGAGAUGACUAGCAAGGCGACUAGCAAAGGGACUAAUCUUACUGCUGGCGAACCUAGAAAGCAGUCAUUGCCGUUGACAAACUGGGGAGACAACGAGAGUGCUCCAAGAAGUGUGGUUGUCAAGUAUUUUAUUCGUGCGCUCUGA
Messenger RNA from Pestalotiopsis fici W106-1, 1533 nucleotides. RefSeq lists its product as uncharacterized. The transcript is spliced from 4 exons. Lineage: Eukaryota; Fungi; Ascomycota; Sordariomycetes; Amphisphaeriales; Sporocadaceae. The coding region runs from base 1 to 1533 and encodes 510 amino acids. The record is from RefSeq and is a predicted model, not a curated record.